Molecule: messenger RNA, 2281 nt
Organism: Chiloscyllium plagiosum (whitespotted bambooshark)
Lineage: Eukaryota; Metazoa; Chordata; Chondrichthyes; Orectolobiformes; Hemiscylliidae
Product: protein-tyrosine kinase 6-like
Biological process (GO): protein phosphorylation
Molecular function (GO): protein tyrosine kinase activity; protein binding; ATP binding
Source: RefSeq, a predicted model, not a curated record
GCGAUAACUUCCAUGGCCGAAACCUUGCAAAGGAUCUGCCCCUGUUUAAAUUCCGUGUGGAAUGUAAUCUUCCCCUCGAGGGCGACGAGCUCUGAGGAUGACGGAGGGAAACAUUUGCCGGAGCCUGGAGAUUCUCCUGUGUCUGAGCCGGAGGAGAGCUGGAGCAGCGUUUACACGGCGCUGUACGACUUUGGCGCCAGGACAAGUGAGGAACUGUCCUUUCAAGCUGGGGAUGAGCUUGAAAUCCUGGAGGGGGAUGACCGUUCAUCGGGAGCUUGGUUGUUUGCAAGAAAAAGAACUCGUUCCAAAGGCCGUAACUGCACGGGAUAUAUUCCUUUUAAUUAUGUUGCUAAGAAAGAAAGUGUGGCCACUGAGCCUUGGUAUGCUGGGAAACUAAGCCGGUCAGAAGCAAAAAUGAUUCUUCUCUCUAGCAAGACCAUAACUGGGUCUUUUCUUAUCCGUGAAAGUGAGAAUCAAGAAAACGUAUAUGCAUUAUCUGUACGAGAUGGUGACAUUAUAAGACACUAUCGAAUCAUGCAAAAUAAAGCUGGGACGUUUUGCCUGAAUACAAACAAGCAAUUUUCCAGUCUUAAAGAACUUGUGGAAUACUACAAAUUAAGUUAUCUUCGAUCAAACCUCCUACUAACUACACCUUUUCAGAAAAAACAUCGACCAAAUAUAAGAGAUUUGUCCUAUUUGACUAUGGAUGACUGGGAGCGACCAAGGAAAGAAUUCACACUCACAAAGAAAUUGGGAUCUGGACAUUUUGGAGAAGUAUAUGCUGGAUAUUGGAAUAAAACCAUUCAAGUCGCUAUCAAAAUGGUCCAUGUUGAUGUAAUGAAUCAGAAAGACUUCCAGGCAGAGACGCAGGUUAUGAAGAGGUUGCAUCAUCCAUAUAUAAUGUCUCUUUAUGCAGUAUGCACAACAACAGAUCCUUAUUACAUUGUAACUGAGCUAAUGAAAAAUGGCAGUUUGCUAAACUAUUUACGAAGCAAAGAAGGAUCAUAUUUAAAUAUGGACCAACUACUUGACAUGACUGUCCAAGUAGCAGAGGGAAUGUCAUAUUUGGAAUCCCAAAAUUAUAUCCAUCGAGAUUUGGCUGCAAGGAAUGUACUUGUUGGAGAAAACUGCAUUUGCAAAAUUGCUGACUUUGGAUUAGCCCGUUUGGUAAAGGAGGAUGUAUAUGUGUCUCAAUCAACUACAAUUCCAUAUAAAUGGACCGCCCCUGAAGCUGUAGAAUUUGGUCAUUUCUCUGUGAAAUCUGAUGUGUGGUCCUUUGGUGUUCUUCUUUAUGAAACAGUCACUCGUGGUAAAACACCUUACCCAGGUAUGAACAACCAAGAAGUAGUGAGCAUGGUUUCUAAAGAUUACCGAAUGCCUUGUCCUGAGGAAUGUCCAAGAAAAUUGUAUGAAAUAAUGCUUCAGUGCUGGAACAGAAAAGCACAAAAUCGCCCGUCAUUCAAGGCAUUAGUACAAAUGUUGGUGUCCUUCAACAAUUAUGAAGAUGCUGUUUGAACUGCUGAACAUUUAGAGUAUUUUCUGCCUGUAUCUCAGAUUUCCACUGGCAACAAUAUUCUACUUUUAUAUUUUAUUUUAAUUUAUACUUUUUUUUGUCCUCAAAACAAGUCAAGUGUGACAUUCCAGUUAUUGGAUAAACAAUUCUAAUUCACAUAGAAGCUGUUUCUAAUACACAACAACUUCUUCAAUCUGGAGAGCAUGUGACCAAGGCAUUUCUGAAUUUUGGAAUUUUCUGGAUUGUAGAAUAAAUUAGAAUGUCGAACAACAAGUGUGUGAACUGGAUUCAAGUCUGAACCCAAAACAUAAAACAUACUAAAACUAUGUUAAGACAUAACGGUGCAUGGUUUCAGAUCCAUAUUUUGAACAUAUGGGCCGAUGCUGCAACACACAUAGAUGUGGAAUAAUGUUGAGCAUCAUCAGCAGUUAAGCAACACAUUCCAUUAUGAACAUCAUUUAAAGUUUGUAAAUCACAAUGUAUUAAUAUAUUUGAAAACAUUUAAAUUUUACCUUAAGUUUUACCUAAUGAAUACACACAGAAUAAUCAAUCCCCGUCUGCCAAUUUUGAUGUCAGUGCCUGUAAAACAGAGUCACCAGAAUAGGGUAAUUGGCAAUGCAGCAGGUGGAAGGGACAGUAGAAACACAGCCAGAUUUGAAGCUGCCACUCAGCUACAUGACCUACCACAGAAAGGAAGCAGGCCAUUCAGCCCAUCAAGACAACACUGACCCUCUGAAGAGCAUCCCAGACCCACCCCCUUCCACAAAC